Messenger RNA from Rhagoletis pomonella (apple maggot), 613 nucleotides. It is a transcript of the gene lmgA, whose product is annotated as anaphase-promoting complex subunit 11. The record is from RefSeq and is a predicted model, not a curated record. Gene Ontology annotation, cellular component: anaphase-promoting complex; nucleus. The transcript has 2 exons. Gene Ontology annotation, biological process: positive regulation of mitotic metaphase/anaphase transition; protein ubiquitination; anaphase-promoting complex-dependent catabolic process. Bases 165 to 422 code for a protein of 85 amino acids. NCBI's taxonomy places the organism in Eukaryota, Metazoa, Arthropoda, Insecta, Diptera, Tephritidae. Gene Ontology annotation, molecular function: cullin family protein binding; ubiquitin protein ligase activity; zinc ion binding.
UUUUCGCCGCACUAUAGCAAAAUCAAAAGCAGAAAACACAAGGGCCAGAGCAAAAAUUGUGAAAAUUUUUGUUGAAAUUUUAUUUUUUGGCCUAUAAACAUAACAAAUAAUAUUGUGCUGUGUACUUUGCAUUUGUUUUAAUCAAUGAUCCUAAUGUUUGCAAAAUGAAACUAACAAUUAAAUCGUGGACUGGAGUAGCAACUUGGCGAUGGAUCGCAAAUGAUGAAAAUUGCGGCAUCUGUCGAAUGUCAUUCGAGAGUACCUGUCCGGAGUGUUCGCUACCUGGUGACGAUUGUCCUUUAGUGUGGGGCGUGUGCUCUCAUUGUUUUCAUAUGCACUGCAUUGUAAAGUGGUUGAAUUUGCAAACUAUGAAUAAGCAGUGCCCUAUGUGCCGACAAAGCUGGAAGUUUAAUAUACAUUAAGAACGCCGGACGUUGGCUUGCAACAAAAAUUUCGUAAAAGUCAUAAAUGAAUACUGAAUGCGAGUUAAACGCGCAAAUUUAAUAACAAUAAAUUUAUAUAGAUAUUUAAAAUUUAAACGGCAUAUGAGAUUAGCAAGGGAACGUUCACGAGAGCGUGAAAUGGAUAGCGAAUUGAAUAAAUUAUCUUUACC